Molecule: messenger RNA, 6290 nt
Organism: Salvelinus namaycush (lake trout)
Lineage: Eukaryota; Metazoa; Chordata; Actinopteri; Salmoniformes; Salmonidae
Product: proteasome activator complex subunit 4B-like
Exons: 43
Coding region: 299-5785 (1828 amino acids)
Biological process (GO): proteasomal ubiquitin-independent protein catabolic process
Cellular component (GO): spermatoproteasome complex; cytosol; nucleus
Molecular function (GO): peptidase activator activity; proteasome binding
Source: RefSeq, a predicted model, not a curated record
CUGUAAGGGUCGGGGAGGAGCGGUUUGCGUGAAAAGUCAUAUGAAUGUAGCUUCGGUAGUUGGUAAAGAAUAAAUCAUUUUUAAGUGCCAAAGCAAUUUUUCAAGAAACCAUCUUCAACUGAAUCUGAUAUUUAUCGGAUAUAGCCAUAUCACUGCAAAAUUGUGAUAUUUAGCUAGCUAGGAUGUUACAAAAUAAACAUUAAGUUGUUGUAGCUAGCUAUAGAAGGACACAAACUAGCUACUUCGCGCUAACUUGUCAAGCAAAGAAGAUAACAAAGACAUUUUGGGAAAUUGUAAUAUGAAAAAAGACGUGUCGGGGACAUUAGGAUUUGUCUCUCAAAAAGACAUCGUCUACAACAAACUUCUGCCAUAUGCGGAUAUAUUAGACGAAGAAUCCAAUGACAUUUUGGGUCAAAUCAAAGGGAACUUGGGCCGGGCUGUCCAGCUUCGAGAGAUAUGGCCGGGUGUCUUGUUUUGGACAAGGAAACUUUCCACGUACAUACGGCUGUACGGCAGGAAGUUCAGCAAGGAGGACCAUGUGCUGUUCAUCAAGCUGCUGUAUGAGCUGAUCACCAUCGACAAGCUGGAGAUCAGUAUGAUGCAAGGCCUAGCCCGGCUACUCAUCAACCUCCUCAAGAAAACAGAGUUGCUGUCGCGUGAGGACCUGGAGUUGCCUUGGAGACCACUGUACGAGCUGCAAGACAGGAUCCUCUACUCAAAGACAGAACACCUGGGCCUCAACUGGUUCCCCAACUCGGUGGAAAACGUUCUGAAAACACUUGUGAAAAGCUGCAGACCGUAUUUUCCGGAGUCGGCCACCCAGGAGAUGUUGGAGGAGUGGCGUCCACUGCUCUGUCCAUUUGACGUGACCAUGCAGAGAGCAAUAGGAUACUUAGAGCUCUUCCUCCCCACCACCCUACCCCCAAAGCUGCACCACAAGGGCUUCAAGUUGUGGUUUGAUGAGCUCAUCAGCUUGUGGGUGGCAGUACAGAACCUUCCAGGUUGGGAGGUGCAUCUUGUCAACCUGUUUGCCCGCUUGGCCAACGACAACAUUGGCUACAUUGACUGGGACCCAUAUAUACCCAAGAUCUUCACCAGAGUGCUGCGUAGUCUGAACCUCCCGGUGGGGACCAGUCAGAUGCUGGUUCCCAGAUACCUGACAAACGCCUACGAUGUCGCACACGUGGUCCUCUGGGUCUCCGCUUUACUGGGAGGCCCCAGUAAACACGCCCAGGCACAGCUCAGUGGCCUUUUCAACAGCAUCACGUCUUUCUUCCACCCAUCCAACCAUGGACGCUGGCUGAUGAAGUUGAUGAAGCUGCUGCAGCGCCUCCCGGCCAGCGUGGUAAGACGGCUCCACCGGGAGCGCUACCGGAAGCCCACGUGGCUCACUCCGGUACCGGACAGCCACAAGUUGACGGAGGCGGACAUCACGGCGUUCGUGGAGAGUAUGAUGCAGCCGGUGCUGCUGGCCAUGUUCAGUAAGACGGGCAGUCUGGAUGCUGCUCAGUCCCUGCAGAACCUGGCCCUCAUGAGACCUGAACUUGUCAUACCACCAGUGCUGGAGAAAACCUACCCUGCUAUGGAGACCCUGACAGAGCCCCACCAGCUGACUGCCACCCUGAGCUGUAUGAUUGGUGUGGCUCGCAGCCUGGUGUCUGGGGGGCAGCGCUUCCCUGAGGGCCCCACACACAUGCUGCCCCUCCUCAUGAGGGCUCUGCCCGGUGUUGACCCCAAUGACUUCAGCAAGUGCAUGAUAACAUUCCAAUUCAUUGCUACGUUUGUUACUCUUGUGCCUUUGGUGGACUGCUCCUCUGCUGUUCAUGAAAGGAGCGACCUGACAUCGGUGGAGAGAGAGAUGUGCUCAGCCUCUGCAGAGUUUGAGGACUUUGUUCUUCAGUUCAUGGACAGGUGUUUUGCCCUGAUAGACAGCAGUACUCUAGAGCAGACCAGAGAGGAGACAGAGACAGAGAAGAUGACCCAUCUGGAGAGCCUGGUGGAGCUGGGACUAUCUUCUACCUUCAGCACCAUCCUCACACAGUGCUCUAUAGACAUCUUCAAGGUGGCUCUGGAGAAGGUCUUCAUCUUUGCCACCACCAACAUCUUUGAGACUCGUGUGGCUGGCAGGAUGGUGGCUGACAUGUGCAGAGCAGCCUCCAAGGUUCACCCUGCACAGUCUUUGAAGCUUUUGGUACCACACUGCUGCAAUGCCAUAAACCAGCUCGCUGUCAAUGAGGAGGUGUUGAGUGAGGAGGAACUGGAUAAGGAGUUACUAUGGAACCUUCAGCUACUGUCAGAGGUGACUCGUGUGGAUGGGGACAAGAUCCUCCCCUACAGCACCCAGCUGGUUCAGAUCCUGCAGCUGACCCUCCAUCUGAAGUGUAAACAGGGCUACACCCUGGCCUGUAACCUGCUGCAUCAUAUCCUGAGGUCUACAGCUCUCAUCUACCCCACAGAGUACUGCAGUGUACCAGGUGGCUUUCAGCAGCCCACACAGGACUACCUUCCCAUCAAGGACUGGGGUCGUCCGGGGGACCUGUGGAACCUGAACAUCCAGUGGCACGUCCCCAGUGUGGAGGAGACCAAAUUUGUGUUCUAUGUUCUGGACCUGAUCUUACAGCCAGAGCUGCUGCGACUGCAGAGAUACGCCCAGGGGGAACGGGACAUGACCAGGGAUGACGUCCUACAGAGUUUGUCUAUCGUACAGCACUGCCUUCUCGGAGCAGGAAGUCUGUUUCCACCGCUGCGAGGAGAGCCCAUUCCAGAACUGGUGACUAGCAUGGUGAAUCUGGGUGAGACCAACCUCUUCACAGGAGUGUCUUAUGAUGUGUCCAGAGAGAACUACAGAGAUGCUAUCUGUAGAGUAAUGAGGCAGUUGCUACAUCACAUUCUGGAACACUCAGAGGACGACACCAAGUCUCUAUUCUCCAUCAUCAAGAUCAUCAGUGACCUGCUACACUUCAAAGGCUCCCAAAAACACGAGUUUGACUCUCGCUGGAAGAGCUUCAACCUGGUCAAGAAGUCCAUGGAGAACAGGCUUCAUGGCAGGAAGCAGCACAUCAGAGCCCUACUGAUCGACAGAGUUAUGCUACAGCAUGAGCUUCGUAAGCUAACAGUGGAGGGGUGUGAGUACAGGAGUAUCCACCAGGAACUGAUGAGGGAUCUGCUGAGGCUAUCCACCAGCACCUACAGUCAGGUGCGUAGCCGGGCUCAGAGUGUGCUGUUCACGGCUCUGGGAACCUAUAACUUCUGCUGCAGGGACGUGAUCCCCCGCGUGCUGGAGUUCCUGGAGCCAGACCGCUCCGACGUCACACAGCAGCAGUUCAAAGGUGCCUUAUACUGUCUCUUGGGGAACCACAGUGGGGUGUGCCUGGCCAACCUGCACGACUGGGACUGCAUCACCCUGACCUGGCCUGCCAUCGUCCGCUCAGGACUCAGCUCAGCUAUGUCCCUGGAGAAGCCCUCCAUCGUCCGCCUGUUCGACGACCUCGCUGACAAGAUCCACCGCCAGUACGAGACCAUCGGCAUAGACUUCGCUAUCCCAUCAGAAUGCCGUGCGGUGGCGGUGCAGCUCCAGACCUCUGGUGUUCCUCUGCCCCCGGAACCUGUCCCCUCAGACCAAGAAGAAGCAGAGGGCCUCAGGAAGCAGGAGGAGAAGAACUUAGACUCUGAACAGAAAUAUGACAAGCUGGUUGGUGAACUUCUGGACCGCCUGAAUGACAGAAACAUGCCCUGGAAGUUUGAGCACAUUGCCAUUGGCUUCAUGUCUCUGUUACUGAGGGAUGACCACCCCCUCCCCUCCCCCGCUGUCCUUUUCUUCGUCAAGAGCCUCAACCAUGACUCCCUCCUGGUCCGCAAGGUGGCGAUAUCAGCCGUGGCAGGGAUCAUGAAGCAACUCAAGAGGCCACACAAAAAAGUACCAGUCAGCCCCAACACGCUCUGUGGUAUGAAAGAGCUGGCUGGUUUGAUAGCAGGGGACAGGCCUGAUAACCAGUGGCUCCAGUAUAACAGUAGCAGUCUGCCUCGUACCCAGCAGGACUGGGAGGGCUGUACGUUUGUAGAGAAGACCCACUGGGGAUACUACAGCUGGCCACAGAAACUCAUGAUGUACGCUCCUUCUGAGGAGCAGCCCAAACAAGGACUGACCAGGGAGGAGAUGACCGAGCGAGAGCAGAUCAUCUACGACCACUUCUCAGAUCCAGGAUUCAUCAACCAGCUGAUUGAGUUCCUCUCUCUGGAGGACCGGAAGGGCAAGGACAAGUUCAGUCCCCGCAGGUUCUGCCUUUUCAAGGGUCUGUUCCGGAACUUCAACGAUGCCUUCCUGCCCCUGUUGAAACCACACAUGGAGCGUCUGGUGGCCGACACACACGAGAGUAAACAGCGCUGUGUAGCAGAGAUCACCUCUGGACUGAUCAGAGGCAGCAAGCACUGGAGCUACGGCAAGGUGGAGAGUCUGUGGGAGCUGCUGUGUCCUCUGAUCCGUACAGCUCUGAACAACAUCACUGUAGAAACCUACGCUGACUGGGGCACCUGCAUCGCCACAGCCUGUGAGAGCAGAGACCCCAGGAAGCUCCACUGGUUGUUUGAAAUGCUGAUGGAAUCUCCAGUCAACGGGGAGGGGGGAUCCUUCGUAGAUGCCUGUCGUCUGUAUGUGCUGCAGGGGGGCCUGGCUCAGCAGGAGUGGAGGGUCCCUGAGCUGCUCCACAGACUGCUGCAGUACCUAGAGCCCAAACUCACACAGGUCUACAAGAACGUCCGUGAGCGCAUCGGAAGCGUCCUCACCUACAUCUUCAUGAUAGACGUCAACCUGCCAUACACCCAGCCCACGGCCUCGCCUCGCAUCAAGGAGUUCACAGAGCGAGUACUCCUGCGCCUCAAACCCCUGACGGAGGGGGACGAGGAGAUCCAGAACCACGUGGUAGAGGAGAACGAUGUGGGGGAGCAGGACGAGAGGACACAGGCCAUCAAACUACUGAAGACAGUACUCAAGUGGCUGAUGGCCAGUGCUGGACGCUCCUUCUCCACGGCCGUUCCAGAGCAGCUCCAGUUGCUACCCCUGCUGUUCAAGAUCGCUCCGGUGGAGAAUGAUGACAGUUAUGAUGAGCUGAAGAGGGAUGCUAAGACCUGUCUGUCUCUGAUGUCCCAGGGACUACUCUACACAGAGCAGAUACCACUGGUCCUGCUGGCCCUGCAAGAGAUAGCGGGCAGCAGUUCGUGGCAUGCACGCUACACGGUGCUGACGUACCUACAGAUCAUGGUCUUCUACAACCUGUUCACCUUUAUGAGCGACCAGGGAGCCGUCAACGACGUCAGAGCACUGGUCAUACGCCUGCUGGAGGACGAGCAGCUGGAGGUGAGGGAGAUGGCUGCCACCACUCUGAGCGGUUUCCUUCAGUGUAACUUCCUGUCCAUAGAGGGCCCCAUGCAGAGCCACUUUGAGGCCCUCUGCAAGACCCGCCUGCCCAAGAAGAGGAAGAGGGAGCUGGGCUCCGUGGUGGACACCAUCCCCUCUGGAGAUCUAGUGAGGCGACAUGCUGGAGUGUUAGGUCUGAGUGCCUGUAUCCUGUCCAGCCCCUACGAUGUUCCCAGCUGGAUGCCCCAGCUACUGAUGAACCUGAGCGUCCACCUCAACGACACACAGCCCAUUGAGAUGACUGUGAAGAAGACCCUGUCUAACUUCCGGCGGACUCAUCAUGACAACUGGCAGGAACACAAACAGCAGUUCACUGACGACCAGCUGCUGGUUCUGACCGACCUGCUGGUCUCUCCCUGCUACUAUGCCUAGAUACCUGGGCCCUGGUACAACUUUCAGAUGGAGAUUGUUAUGUUUUCUUAACGGAGGAACGACACCCUGAAUGCCCUCUUUGAGCCACUCAACAGUUCCUCACUCUGUUAUUAGUCUGGGAAAACCUCAGACUGAACAGAACAGGGCCGUAUUCACAAAGCGUCUGAGUACAAUUGCUGAUUUAGGAUCAGUUUUGCCUUUCAGAUCGUAUUGAAUACCAUUAUAUGGACAUGGCGACCUGAUCCUCGAUCAGCAGCGCUACUCUGAGACGCUGUGUGAAUACCAGAACAGACGAGCCUGCAUGAGGGGAGACGGGCCUCACGUCCAGGUCCCUUCCCUCUGACCAGACCAAUGGACGACACCUGGGUCGUUUUCUCUAGGCACCAAACGUAAUGAAACGAGGAGGAACUACCUGGAUGUUUCCUUAGAAAAAGGUUUUUGCUACGUUGUGCCGUAACGAAUACAACCCUGUACCCUGAGGACCUUGAGAAGGGGGGGGGGGGGG